Molecule: messenger RNA, 432 nt
Organism: Psylliodes chrysocephalus
Lineage: Eukaryota; Metazoa; Arthropoda; Insecta; Coleoptera; Chrysomelidae
Source: the annotation of a GenBank genome assembly
ACUGGCUACUGUGCCAUGAUAGCAAAUCUUACAGCUGCAACUGCAGCAGAAACCUAUUACACCAAAACACUCUCAAAUAAUACAGUAAAAAUAAAUCCUACAAAUCCAGACACCUACCGAAAACUAAUUCAUCACCUUAGAAAUGAAAACAUUGUACACCACACCUACCAACCCAAAGAAGAGAGGGCUUAUAAAAUUGUCAUAAGAGGAUUACAACAUUCAAUACCAACCGAAGAUAUCUCGAACGAACCAAACAAUAAGGGUUUUAAAGUUCGCAAUAUAAUUAAUGUCAGACACAGAGUUAGAAAAGAACCGCUACCACUAUUCUCUGUAGAUAUAGAACCAGAUGAAAACAAAAAAGACAUAUUUAACCUAGAAGACCUACAACACUGAAAACCACCAAGAAUAAAAAAUACAAUAGUUCAAUGCACU